AUGUUUCAUCAAAUUCAGAAAGAUUUAAACAGAAUGACAUUACUUUAUCGAAGGCCCGAAAUGGUUGCAAUGUUUGAACGAAUUCUAUUUGUCUGGUCUAUGCGACAUCCAGGAAUUGGUUAUGUACAAGGUAUCAAUGAUUUGUUAACUCCAUUCUUCAUUGUAUUUUUAUCAGAAUACACUCAUGUUGAUUUAAAUACAUCAGGUGAAUUAAGCCUACAUUCGGAUAUCACCUGUGAACAAUUGAAUUCAGUUGAGGCUGAUGUAUUUUGGUGUACAUCACACCUAUUGGAUACAAUACAAGAUAAUUAUACAUUUGCUCAACCUGGCCUACAAAACAAUGUAAAGAUGUUGGCUAGUCUAAUUGAACGUGUUGAUACUAAAUUAUAUCAACAUUUUAUACAAAAUGAUGUUGAAUUUUUGCAAUUUGCUUUUCGAUGGAUGAAUAAUUUAUUAAUACGUGAAUUACCAUUACGUUGUAUUAUACGUUUAUGGGAUACUUAUAUGUCAGAAAAUAGUGGAUUUUCAAAUUUUCACGUUUAUGUCUGUGCAGCUUUUCUAUUACAGUUUUCUAAUGAUCUUUGCCGUGAACAAGAUUUUCAAGGUAUUAUGUUAUUAUUACAACAUUUACCAACAUUUCAUUGGACUGAUGAAAAUAUUAAAUUGGUACUGGCUGAAGCGUUUCGUCUUCAUUCAUUAUUCAAUUCAGCUAUGCAUCAUUUAGAUUUUCGACGUCAUUCGGAUUUAGAUUAA
Messenger RNA from Schistosoma mattheei, 753 nucleotides. The record is from the annotation of a GenBank genome assembly. NCBI's taxonomy places the organism in Eukaryota, Metazoa, Platyhelminthes, Trematoda, Strigeidida, Schistosomatidae.